AGUCCAGCGGUGAGACAGGAGAGUAACGGACCGACCAGGACCAAGGUCUUAUCUAUUAGACCUUCCGAAGAUUUACAAACAAAUGUGUUAAUACAUUCAACAGUGAACCAUGUCAAAGGGCCCUGGUAAAGGAAGAAAAGGGAAGGGACCGGCUCGGAGACAUCCUUCCCCUGUCCAGUCUGCAUCAGAAGAAGACGAAUCUCUUCAGCCAUCAACGAGCCACAUGAGUACUGAGAGUCAGGAAAUUCUAAACCUCCAUACAGAGAUGGUAAUGGAAAUAAGAGGAAUAUUUUCACAUAAAUCAGAAGAAUGGUGUUCUAUAUGUUUUCAAGUUAAAGAAAAGAAGUAUCUUUCGCCCUUGGAUAUGGGUGAUGUAAGCAAUAUGCUGGACCUGUGUGGAACCUUGAGGAGGAAAGGAGUCAUCAGUUAUGGGGAGUACAGUAAACUACGUGAAGUUCUUGUAACAUGUGAUGUGGAUGCAGGAAAGAUAAUUGAUGAUUACUCGGAGAGAAUACGUCGAGAAAGGGAAGGUAAUUUUUACUGUUUGUUAUAUUCAAUGAUACAAUCGUAAAAUUCCUGAAAGGUAACAAUUAUUGUUAGCUCA
Molecule: messenger RNA, 604 nt
Organism: Mizuhopecten yessoensis (Yesso scallop)
Lineage: Eukaryota; Metazoa; Mollusca; Bivalvia; Pectinida; Pectinidae
Exons: 4
Coding region: 110-571 (153 amino acids)
Source: RefSeq, a predicted model, not a curated record